Paralichthys olivaceus (Japanese flounder) is the source of this 1135-nucleotide messenger RNA. RefSeq lists its product as uncharacterized. NCBI's taxonomy places the organism in Eukaryota, Metazoa, Chordata, Actinopteri, Pleuronectiformes, Paralichthyidae. The record is from RefSeq and is a predicted model, not a curated record.
AAAGCAUGCUUUGAUCUAUGAGUUCCUGGUUAUUAUGCAUAUAUCAUAGUAUGUAAUAGUAUAUAGUAGUAUAUAUAAGAGUAUAUAUAAUGUAUAAGGGGGGGGUGACCUGCUCCUCUCAUCUCUGAGCAGCAGCUGUACUCCGGGCUGUAGCCGUCUCCAUAGCAACGCGUUCAGAAGUCCCAAACAGAGUCCGCCACAGUUUCCGCUCCGCUGCUAAGAUGCUGUCACAAACAUCACCUGUACUCGUGAGUAAUGGUCUCCAAGCGACAGAAUCUGGUGUGAUCAAUGCAGUGAACGCUCACACCUCCCAGAUUCCUGGUCUGUCUGCCACCACCAGCCCUCCCCCCGAGGAGAAGGCCCGAGGGCGAAGAGUCGCAGUCCUGGACACUGACUCUGACUAUGUCAAGCUCGCCAAACAAGGAGGACAUAAGGGACUUUUGUGGCACGAGGAAACAGUUGCUUCUACACCCAAUGAAUACAAACCUCCAAACUGGUUCUGCUCACCGUCAGAGGACAACGGCGAACUAAGUCUCAUUAACAGUGAGGAGAAGAAAAACCCUGGAGCCUUUCAACCACUGGAACCUCCCUUCGGGGGUGACAGUAUGUCAGCCUGGGAGAGGAGCGAUAGCAGCAGCAGCCGCAAAGAGAAGAACAACAACCCUCACUUCAGCCAGAUGGAGAAAAUUCAGUCACCCAUCCAAUAUUUAGAGACCAGCAAAUUCAGGAAGAGAGUGUUCGACAAGAGGCCGGCUCCGGUCGACAUGUCGAAGCUGUUGAGCUUUGGUUACGCAGACGACGACAAACCAACAGUCACCACUGAUGUGUCAAUUUAGAAGACUGCCAGUGCGUGGAAAACUAACGUUUGCCAUCCUCUCUUCUGACGACGCUCACUUCUUCACCCCGUCAUGCUGAGCCACAUCAAAUAUUUGACUUGUCUUAAACUCAAGUGUGAAGGUGCAUCAGUGAAAAAUGUUAGGACCUUUUAUUCUUCUCGAAUGUUAGUGCCGUCUAAUUAUAUGCGUUUGUUAAAUGAGGAAGGCACCAGAUAGGAAGGUCCUGUUGUUUUUGCUGUUUUUAAAUCUGUAAAAAAGUCAUUUUCAGGAAUAAAAGUUUGAGAAUUUGAACAAAAUUG